Molecule: messenger RNA, 1491 nt
Organism: Anisakis simplex (herring worm)
Lineage: Eukaryota; Metazoa; Nematoda; Chromadorea; Rhabditida; Anisakidae
Source: the annotation of a GenBank genome assembly
AUGUGCCAUGCCGCGUCCACCAAAAAACCGGAUUGCUCCAAAAGAGUCUCACGUAGCGGUGAUAUGACCAAGUUUGUCACGAUGGACGAUGCGUACAUCUACUUUACGUUACACCCACUGAAUUUUUUGAACAACCAAAUGAACUUGAUCACAAUUAUCGUGAUCAAAAUGAAGAUCUGUGUGGUUGGUGCGGGUGCGAGUGGUCUACCAGCGAUCAAAUGCGCUGUCGAAAAUGGUUUCAGUGUUGUUUGCCUCGAGAAAUCCUCCGAUAUCGGUGGUUUAUGGCGUUUCAAGAAGGAUCCAUGCCCAGGUGAAGGAACUGUCAUGAAGAGCACAACAAUCAACACAUCGAAAGAGAUGACGGCUUAUAGUGACUAUCCACCAGCCGCGGAUGCGCCGAACUAUAUGCAUAACACCGAAUUGAUGAAGUACUUUCGAUCGUAUGUUGAGCACUUUGAUCUGUUAAAGCAUAUUAGUUUCAAUACUAAGGUGACCUCAAUCAAGAGAAACGACAAAUAUGACGAUACUGGUGAAUGGGACGUUACGUAUGUUGCGAUGAAGUUAGUUUGCAAUUCGCGAUUCGUUAAUAACGAAGAGAGAACGGAAGUGUUCGGUGGGGUGUUGCUAUGCUCUGGUCAUCACGUUGAUCCUUAUUGGCCAACUCCGUUCAAAGGACAACAAAACUUCAGAGGCGAAAUAUUGCACAGUCAUGAUUAUAAAGACCCAAUUCGAUUCAACGACAAGAAAGUGGUGGUCAUUGGAAUAGGUAAUUCGGGCGGUGAUAUUGCUGUUGAGUUGAGCAGAAUCGCGAAAAAGAUAAAGUCGAAUGUUGAGAGCUUCUCAGAGAGUUCAGUGCAGUUUGACGAUGGCACAGAGGUAUGUGAUGUUGACGUGGUGAUAUUCGCCACUGGCUAUUCUUUUGGAUUUCCGGUUCUCGAACAUGGUAAACUGAUUGAAGUGGUCGAGAAUGAAGUCAGUCUAUACCUGCAUAUGUACCCAACAGAACUAGCGUCAAAGAACACAUUAGCCGUAAUCGGUUUCAUUGAACCGGUUGGCGCGUUAGCUCCAGUCUCAGAAAUGCAAUGUCGUGUGUUUUGUGGGGUACUAAGCGGUAGAACAAUACUUCCAACAGCGUUUGAUAUGCAGAAGAAUAUCGAUGAGAAAAGGAAAGCGAUGGAAAAACAAUACGUUCGUCGAAGAAGGCAUACCAUACAGGCUCCGUAUAUUGAGUAUAUGGAUGAAUUAGCAAAAUUAAUAAACGUCAAACCGAAUCUUUUUAAAUAUAUGUUCACCGAUCCGAAUUUAACCCGUGUUCUCAUCUUCCAUGGACUGGCUUCCUAUCAAUACCGCCUUGUCGGACCAAACAGUUGGUCAGGUGCACGCAAAGCACUAAUGACUAUGGAGGAACGAGUAUUUGAGGUAACAAGAACGAGGCGAACAAUGGAAACACUCAAAUCGAAACCAUGCAAUAAAUUCCUUCAGAUUAUUUAA